This is a messenger RNA of Aspergillus melleus, 291 nucleotides long. RefSeq names its product U4/U6-U5 snRNP complex subunit LSM3 (gene LSM3). The transcript is spliced from 4 exons. Bases 1 to 291 code for a protein of 96 amino acids. Lineage: Eukaryota; Fungi; Ascomycota; Eurotiomycetes; Eurotiales; Aspergillaceae. The record is from RefSeq and is a predicted model, not a curated record. Gene Ontology annotation, molecular function: RNA binding. Gene Ontology annotation, biological process: mRNA splicing, via spliceosome; P-body assembly. Gene Ontology annotation, cellular component: Lsm1-7-Pat1 complex; precatalytic spliceosome; catalytic step 2 spliceosome.
AUGGCCGACACCGAAGAUACCGGCGCUGCCCCCGUCUCUGAACCUUUGGAUUUGGUGCGCCUGUCGCUCGAUGAGAUUGUCUUUGUGAAGCUACGUGGGGAUCGCGAACUGAAGGGUCGUCUGCAUGCCUACGACAGCCACUGCAAUGUGGUCCUGGGGGAUGUCGAGGAAACUGUCUACGUGGUAGAGGAGGAUGAGAACGGAGAGGAGACCAUCCGCACUACCAAGAAACAAGAAGAAAUGCUGUUCGUUCGAGGAGACUCCGUUGUCCUGAUUUCGCCGCAAGCAUGA